GAAACUGAGGCAGACAACCUCAGAUGAGAAUGAAGACCUUUGCUAUUCUCCUGUUGCUAUAUGUGGCUGUCUCCUCCACAUUUCCUGUGGCUCCAGAAGGAGAAGAUGAAAGAAAAACCCUACAGAUUGUAGAGAGCUAUCUACAGAAUUUCUACGACCUUCAAAAGGAUCACCAUCCCCAUUUAAGAAGCAAUGGUGAAAACCCCCUUACUGCAAAGCUCAAGGAAAUGCAGUCAUUCUUUGGACUAGAAGUGACUGGAAAACCUGAUCUUGAAACAUUGGAGGUGAUGAAAAAACCCAGAUGUGGUGUACCUGAUGUAGAGCAAUAUGUGUUCACACCAGGGAAUCCCAAAUGGAAAAGAAAUAAUCUGACAUACAGGAUUUUGAAUUACACCCCAAAGAUGCGACGAGCUGAUGUAGAAGAAGCAAUCAGAAAAGCUCUCAGUGUCUGGAGCAACGUGACACCACUGACAUUCCAAAAGGUUGACGACAAAGAAGCAGAUAUAAUGAUCUCUUUUGCUUAUAGAGACCACCGGGACAAUUCUCCUUUUGAUGGUCCCAAUGGACAGCUGGCUCAUGCAUUCCAGCCUGGUGAAGGCAUUGGUGGAGAUGUGCAUAUGGAUGAGGAGGAAGCCUGGACAAAAGAUGGAAGAGGCUACAAUUUGUUCAUUGUUCUUGCCCACGAGCUUGGCCAUUCACUGGGACUAUCUCAUUCAAAUGAUCCUGGAGCACUGAUGUAUCCAACUUACUCCUACACCGACCCCAAUGAAUUCCUUCUUCCUCAGGAUGACAUUGAUGGAAUUCAGGCCAUUUACGGACGGUCUAAUGCUGCUGUGCAACCAACAGGACCCAUAACUCCAGAAGCUUGUGACCCAAAUUUGACAUUUGAUUCUAUUACUACCCUACGUGGAGAAAUAUUCUUCUUCAAGGGCAGAUACAUGCUGCGCAAGCAUCCUGCAAGGACAGAGACAGAGCUCAAUUUUAUCUCACUGUUCUGGCCAAGGUUACCAUCAGGAAUUCAAGCUGCUUAUGAAAACAUUGAGACGGAUGAAAUUAUAAUUUUUAAAGAGGAUAAAUACUGGGUCAUCAGGGGAUAUGACGUUCUACCUGGCUACCCCAAACCAAUCUAUCGUUUUGGGUUCCCGAAGACCGUUAAAAGAGUUAAUGCAGCUUACAAUGAUGAAACCACAGGAAAAACAUACUUCUUUGUAGCAGACAGAUACUGGAGAUAUGAUGAAAAGAAAAAAUCUAUGGAUCAUGGGUAUCCCAGAAAAAUAGUCUCCAACUUUGGAAACAUUGGCAGAGUUGAUGCUGCUUUCCAGAAAGAUGGCUAUGUGUAUUUCUUCCAUGGAACAACUCAAUUCCAGUUCGAUCCUCAUGCCAAACGGAUUGUUCGACAAAUGAAGAGCACCAGCUGGUUUAAUUGUUAAUUGCAAUGUUUUUCCAUGUGUACAAUGCAUGUUUUUAUCUGCUGUGUUUUUUCAGCAUUUUCAUGAUU
Messenger RNA from Hirundo rustica (Barn swallow), 1498 nucleotides. Its product is annotated as interstitial collagenase-like. NCBI's taxonomy places the organism in Eukaryota, Metazoa, Chordata, Aves, Passeriformes, Hirundinidae. The record is from RefSeq and is a predicted model, not a curated record. Gene Ontology annotation, cellular component: extracellular matrix. The coding region runs from base 24 to 1430 and encodes 468 amino acids. Gene Ontology annotation, molecular function: metalloendopeptidase activity; zinc ion binding. The transcript is spliced from 10 exons. Gene Ontology annotation, biological process: extracellular matrix organization; collagen catabolic process; proteolysis.